Cheilinus undulatus (humphead wrasse) is the source of this 1610-nucleotide messenger RNA. Its product is annotated as ceramide synthase 5-like. The transcript has 10 exons. Gene Ontology annotation, biological process: ceramide biosynthetic process. Gene Ontology annotation, cellular component: membrane. The record is from RefSeq and is a predicted model, not a curated record. NCBI's taxonomy places the organism in Eukaryota, Metazoa, Chordata, Actinopteri, Labriformes, Labridae. The coding region runs from base 1 to 1140 and encodes 379 amino acids. Gene Ontology annotation, molecular function: sphingosine N-acyltransferase activity; DNA binding.
AUGACUUCUUCCGUCUCAGCCUGGCUUUGGAGUGAGAGAUUUUGGCUUCCCGAAAAUGUCUCAUGGGCGGACCUGGAGAGUCCACCACCUGGUGUGGAGUAUCCCCGACUGAAACACAUAUUCAUCGCCUUGCCUUUGGCCGUCGGAGUUUUUCUCCUAAGACAACUUUUUGAAAGGCUAGUGGCCAAGCCCUGUGCCCACAUACUUCAGAUUCAGGCGGGAGUGCCUCGGCGAGCCCAGUCCAGUGAUGUCCUGGAGAGGGUGUAUCAGUCCAAAGCGUGUCCAGACACCAGGCAACUGGAGGGACUCUCCAAGCAGCUGGAUUGGGAUGUACGAAAAAUACAGAGAUGGUUUCGUGUUCGCCGGAACCAAGACAGGCCCAGUACGCAGAAAAAGUUCUGCGAGAGCAUGUGGCGGUUUACAUUUUACCUGGGGAUUUUCAUGUAUGCAAUUCGCCAUUUAUGGGUGUCACCUUGGAUGUGGGAUACCCGACAUUGUUGGUACAACUAUCCAUUUCAGUCUCUGAGCCCUGGACAGUACAACUACUAUGUAGCUGAGCUGGCCUUUUAUUGGUCUCUGAUGUUUUCCCAGUUCACAGACAUUAGGCGUAAGGAUUUCUUCAUCAUGCUUGUCCACCACCUGGCCACCAUCAUGCUCAUCACAUUCUCCUACGCUAACAACAUGUUAAGAGCUGGCACUCUGGUUAUGUGUGUGCAUGAUUUAUCUGACAUCUUUCUUGAGGCUGCAAAGCUGGCCAACUAUGCCAAGUACCAGAGGCUAUGUGAUGGCCUGUUUGUGGUGUUCAGCAUAAGUUUUUUCCUCACCCGGCUGGUCAUCUACCCUUUCUGGAUUGUUCACAGUGUUCUGUUUGAGAGUUGGGAAAUCAUUGGGCCAUACCAAGCCUGGUGGCUCCUCAAUGGUCUGCUGCUAGUGCUGCAGGUUCUUCACAUAAUCUGGUUCUACCUCGUCGCUCGCAUCGCCAUCAAAGCCAUAUUCAAGGGAAAGGUGUCCAAAGAUGACCGUAGUGACAUCGAGAGCAGCUCAGAUGAUGAGACAAGGACUAAACCUCCCUCUCAGACCCUCAUUCCAAAAGACAACAAUCACACUGCUAACCUAAAUGGAAAUACUCAUGACCAUUGAGUACCAUGGGUAGAUAUUUCCUCCUGUGUAGUUUCAAUCAUUCACGUGUGCCUGUGUGACCCACCUGAUGGAAAGACUUGAAUUUUUUUUACUUUAAAAAGAUAUGCUGAGUCAUUCAAACAGAGAGGUAACUUAAAUAAUGACAAGCUCCAUGUGUUGAAGACAGACUUAGCUUUGUCUUACUGAGUCAGGUUUACGCUGUGUGGGGUUUACACCUGCUUUUUGCUUACAGGAAUAGACAAAGAAGCGUGUGCACGGCUCCUUGUCGGCUCCUUUUUGUACGUGUGUGUGCUCAUAUGUUUGAAACUGCUUUGAGUGCAUAACUGUCAGAAGUCUUUUGUAUGUGUAAAUAGAUUUUAUAAGUGAAACUGGUAAUAUAUUCUAAAGCUGUAAAAGAAAUCACUGCAACUGCCUUUCAGAAUAUACUACAAAAUCUCUUUUGAUGCCAAAGAUAUCUUAAUUAAACAUUA